This is a messenger RNA of Astyanax mexicanus (Mexican tetra), 2771 nucleotides long. It is a transcript of the gene irf1a, whose product is annotated as interferon regulatory factor 1a. The coding region runs from base 718 to 1539 and encodes 273 amino acids. The transcript is spliced from 9 exons. Gene Ontology annotation, biological process: immune system process; regulation of transcription by RNA polymerase II. Gene Ontology annotation, cellular component: nucleus. Gene Ontology annotation, molecular function: DNA-binding transcription factor activity, RNA polymerase II-specific; RNA polymerase II cis-regulatory region sequence-specific DNA binding. The record is from RefSeq and is a predicted model, not a curated record. Lineage: Eukaryota; Metazoa; Chordata; Actinopteri; Characiformes; Acestrorhamphidae.
UUUUUUGUGUGGCCCUUGGGGAAAAUGAAUUACCCACCUCUGUGGUAGCGCAUGUGUAAAAGCAAAAAGAUGCAUGAAUUCUGAUUUGACUGUUCACAUUCAUGUCGCAUGUCCAUAGAUCAGAUACAUACCUGAUUUGGCACGUUCACACAGCCAUGAAAACAUCAGAUUUGAGCCACAUUGAGCAAAAUUGAGGAAAUGCAGUGAUUCACAUCUGUGAUAACUGCAGACGAAUGCUUUAAUUGUUUUAUUAUGGGGUGUCCACGAAUAAUCAUACAUACAGUAAAUAUUGUACUUUCCCUUCCACCCACAGAACUCAGCGAUAUCCUUAUUUAACCCCAGUUUCACCGACUCUAACAUCAUGGUAACCUGUAUAACACACACAUUAGUAACAACAAUAACAGCAUUCCAGUGAAGAGGCGCGGGUGGGGGGGGCGUGGACUGGAGGUGUAAGGGCGAUAUGUCACCCAGUACCAGAGAAUUUCUCCAGCAGAGUUAUGGAAACAGCAGAAACCUGUCGGUGCAGGUUCUCAGCCUGAACCAAAAGAUAUGCACGGCUGAGAGAGGGGCAGAGAUUGACUGUGGCUCGGCGGCGCGAGAGGUGGUGUUUUCAGUCUUCAGACGCACUACAGACAGACCAACAUCACGUAUAUCACUACAGGACUGACUGUGGGAGUACAGUGAGCUACAGAUCUGCAGUUUUCUGAGGAGCACCUGAUGAUGCAGGGUCGUCUACGCUUACGCCCAUGGCUGGAAGAACAGAUCAAGUCAGGAAAAUACCCCGGAGUCGUGUGGCUGGAUGAAACGGCCAGGGUUUUCCAGAUUCCGUGGAAGCAUGCCGCUCGACACGGUUGGAAUAUAGACAAGGACGCCACUUUGUUCCGAAACUGGGCUAUCCAUACAGGGAGAUACAAACCUGGAAUAGACAAACCAGAUCCCAAGACAUGGAAAGCCAACUUCCGCUGUGCCCUCAAUUCACUGCCAGACGUCCAGGAGCUUCGAGACAAAAGCAUUAAGAAAGGCCACAACGCUUUCAGAGUCUAUAUUCUACUCCCCAGCAACAAAACUCCAAAGAGAAGAAAACUGUUCAGAAGUUUGGAUCCAGAAGCUGCCAGAGUGGGUUUACCUGCAUUACUGCCACACGCUAGUGCACCUCUAGAGCGCUUCACGGAAGCUUUCUGGAAGCACAGAGAGGACUGCGCUGGCGCCGUCCCCGAGAUCUUCUCCAAACACGGAUACUCCACGUUUCCAGUGGUGAAGGAGGAGCGGUCCAUGAACUACUGCUGUUCUCCAGCCUCCAUCAGCACGGCCAAUCAGGCAGAAACCCACGCUAACACGAUGGAGGAACAUGAGCAGACUGAAGCGGUGUUAAAGAUCGUAGACCAUCUACAGAACCUGGAACACUGGAGUCCCCUGUACGAGCACGAGCGAGGCUGGAGACCUCCCAAUACCUGGAUGGAAAGUCUUUAUGAAUCUGUGGACUGUUCAGGCUACCCCUUCCAGACAGACUAUCACAGUAUCACAAGCCAGCUUAUCUGAGGCCAUCCAUCAUCCAUCAUCCAUCCAGCCAAUUCAGCCGACCCCCGACUCAUCUUCACUGGGAGAUGUGGAGCUACUGUCACUACAGUAUCUCACAAGCAACACACAGUGCGAUCGGAUUAAGAGGUAACGACUAAUAAUGGACAUUUCUCCUGAUCAGGAUAAGAGGAUAAAUAUACAGGAAUAUAUUGAGGACUGGGGGAGGUGGAUGGAGGCUACUGAAGUGUACAGAACUGUAACUGUGUGAAGAGUGUAUUUUAUUACAAGCUGGGUGAUGCACAUCAAGCUCCUUAGGAUAGAUUUAGAACGUCCAGAUUAAAAACAAAACUAAAUAUUAAGUUUCAGAACUUUACAUCUUUACUUGUGAUGUAGAUGUAAAUUUAAUGCAAAUAUGGACAAAAACAGUUUUACUUUUUGUGUUAUCAGGGUUCUUGCGCAAUUUUAAAAGUCAAAUUUAUUUGCUUUUUAAGACCCCAAAAUGUAGUUAAUUUUUUUGGGAGAAAAUUAUUUUCAAUUUUGUUCCAUUGUAACGUAAUUAGCAUGAGCUCUUUUGUAUCUUCCUGGACAUAUGGAAAAAAGGGGAAAUGAUCAAUUAAAUUGUAGUGAUUAUGUUUAUAAUACUAAAAUUAUUUAUUAUAGCCUUAGUCAGUACUUAUUUAAACCUUCCAGGUAGCUAGCUCGCCGCUAACAUUAGCUAGCUCUCCUCUAACCUUAGUUCUCUCCUCAGUAACGUUAGCUAGCUCACCGCUAAUGUUAGCUAGCUCACCGCUUAUUAGUUCUCUCUUCUAAAACAUUAGCUAACUUGCCGCUAAAGCUAGUUUGUUAGCUAGCUUUUGGUCAUUUGUUGUAUUUAAAAACUCAAUGAAGGCAGUCUGAGACACAAAGCUUAGUCUGUGAGAAUAGAACAAGAUGGACUAUUAAUUUAAGAUUCUUUACUAUAAAAUGCUAAAACAGUGUUUGUUUUCUUUACAGUCUUUGUUACAACCUGAGAGGAGGUGAUUAUAUUUAGACAGCUAAAUAUGAAGUAGAAUUAUUGCAAACUAAUCUGGUACUCUAAAAACACAUUUAAUUUAAGCAAGUUUUACAUUUAACUAAGGUUUAACUGUAGGUAAGUAACUUACUGUACAAAAUAUGCCUCUGCCUACAGGAGCUUGAUGUGUAUAUACACCCAGAACUGUUUUUGUAAAUCCUUUUAUUGCUUUUAUAAUAAAUCUACUUUCUGUUGUUGUAAA